CUCUGGCUGAGUUCCUGAGGCGCCCACCUCCGCCUCUGAAGCCGCGGCUCCUUCUCCGUCUCUCUCUCCUUCGCCACCGCGGUUUCCUCGCCCCAGGCCGCUGCGGGAGGUUCGCCAGUACCCCCUGUGAAGUGGGUUCUGUCUCCCUGAACAACCAACCCCUACUACCUCAGAGAGCACGCACUAGGUUCAAAAAGAAAAACAAAAUCAGUGCCAUAGGUAUUUACGGGCAGCACCAGUCUAUGCCAAAUUACUCUUAACUCGGUUUGGAUCGUCAGAGACUUAACCCUAAGGUCAGCUGCCUCCAGGUUUCGAGGUCCUGAAACGAACAUAAGUUUUUAUAAGCUUAAGCAAUGUUAAGAAAAAUGAUAAAACUAGGCAGAAAAAAUGAAUAUUUAUUUGGAAUGAGGAAAAACAUAAACAUUACUGGAGCUCUGGAGGUCUCUUCUCAACUCUUUAAAUAAUUUACCAGAAAUGCUUACAUAGAAAUACCUCCAAUUGCGAGUUGCCUUCCCACCUGCAGCUAGAACGCCCUGGAGCUCCAGCAACUCCCAGCUCAGUGAAGAUGCAAGCAGAUGGAGGAUUGUUGUGAAGUUUACCCGAGGCUAUGGUGAAUCCAGCUAAAGUCAUCUCAGUUUAUAAAGAAAAUGAAGCUUAGAAGUAUUUCCUAGCUUCACCCAAGAAGUAUUUCCAUUUUCACCCAAACAUUGAUUCUUGAACUGUGGUGUGCAUCAGAAUCGCCUGGAGGGCUUGUUAAAAUUUAGAUAUCCUGGGUCCCAGACCAUAAGUCUGACUCAGUUGGUCAAGCAGCUAUAAACGGAACUUAAUAAGGUAAAAAUAUUUCCUUUUAAUUUGGGCCUACUAGAGAGGCUCUUUUAUCUCCACCAGUGGUGGUUUAAUGUAAAAGAUGGAAAAAAGGAGACAAGUUGUUCUGUUUCUAGGGUGAAUCUCAGGAUGAAGUGCUCCUCUUCAGUGGGUUUAUUCUUCUGGCUGUAUUGUGAGUGUCCUGGAUUUAAAAGGAAGAUAAUACAUCUCAUUUAUGUAAACAAAAUGAGGCUAAAAGUUUAGUAGGUGGGCAAUUUAUCUUCAUCCAGGCAACUAAGGAUUAGGACCCUGAACUCCCAAGUUCUUAUUACAAGAACAAUAGGUGUAGCACUUUUUAACUUCAAAAAAAAUGUAAUACGCUCACCCAGCCACCUUAAAUACUAGUAGUCUUUAAGCACAGCAAUAUCAUCAUUUUAUUCUACAAGUAUUAAUGAAAUAGCUAGUACCUACCAUAUACCUAGCUCUGAAUGAGGUCCUGAAGAAUCAAAGAUUAAUAAGACACGCUUUGAUGUUUGUGCUUACACUGUAGUGAGAGAGAUUAUAACCAAACUAAAACUCUGGGUCCCAGUGGGUUGUGGAAGGCUUUACUGGGUCACAUUCGAAUUUUCUCUUGGGGUUGAUUAAAAUUGGUUAGGUAGAGAGGUUAGGAAGGGAGAAGUCAGAGGGGUCUAAACAAGGGGAAUGGCUUUUACAAAGGCACUGAAAUUUGAAAGAGCUUGAUAUAAUUUGGGAAAGCAAGUUGUGUUGGAUUCUUUGUUCCAAACAGUAGGGACCAGAGACACCUCUAAGUUACCUGAGGUAAUAGGAUAUAUGGAGAAGUAAGGAAAAACAGGAAGCAAUUUCAAAAUAAAAAAAAGCCAGAUCUGACAUAGAAUUGGAAAGUUGCUGGGAAUAUGGCAGCACCUGUACAGGAAGACCUCACUGAGAAAUGAACCAUUAUUCAGGGCAACUGUAGUAAAAAUACCUAAUACUUAUUGCCAUCCUACUAGACCCUGGGCUGACAUGCAAUGGUCUACUUACUCCCCUAUGAGGCUUCUAAGGGAAGAAGUCCAUACAGAUGUUACUUUUUCCGUAGGUUGUACUUUAUUCAAAGCGCACAGAGCUGUCCUUUUAGCAAGAGUUCCUAACUUCUAUUUUCAUAGUAUUGGACAGACAUCAAAUAAUUUAACAGAUUAUGAACCUAUUGCUGUGGAGAACUUUGAAGCUUCAGAAUUUAGAACGUUUUUACAGAUUGUAUACUCAUCAAACAGAAACAUAAAAAAUUAUGAAAAUGAAAUUCUUAGGGAAAAGAUAGUAGAGAGUGGGGUACCACAAAGAGAACAUGACUUCAAUUUUCAAAAGUAUACGGACAAUGAUGGAAGACCACCUACAGGGUUCUUAGAUAAAACAUCACCUGAUUGUUCUCUUCUGAAGCAUGAAACACCAGACACCAACGAUGGAGAGGACAGUUUUAUAUCCAGUGAUACUUAUGACUUGGAACCUGCAUCUGAAUUAGGAGAAGACUUAUUGAAACUUUACGUGAAACAUUGUUGCCCAGAUAUUGAUAUUUAUGUUGAUGGAAAAAGUUUUAAAACUCACAGAGCCAUUUUAAGCGCCAGGUCUAGUUAUUUUGCUGCAAUGCUGAGUGGCUGUUGGGCUGAAAGCUCACAAGAGUACAUUCCUCUUCAAGGUAUAAACCAUGUAGAAAUGAAUGUUAUGAUGCAUUUUAUAUAUGGAGGAACUUUGGACUUUCCAGACAAAGCUAAUGUUGGUAAAAUACUCAAUGUGGCUGAUAUGUAUGGACUAGAAGGAUUAAAAGAAGUAGCCAUCUAUAUUUUAAGAAGAGAUUACUGUAAUUUCUUUCAGAAGCCUGUUCCCAGAAGAUUGACAUCUAUACUAGAAUGCCUGAUUAUUGCUCAUUCAAUUGGAGUGGAAAGUCUUUUUGCUGACUGCAUGAAGUGGGUUGUAAAACAUUUUGCAAGGUUUUGGUCUGAGAGAAGCUUUGCAAAUGUACCUCCUGAGAUUCAGAAACGUUGUCUUAACAUGUUGAUUCAGUCCUUAAAUGAUAAGAAUGCUGCAUUUCUUCUGAUGGAAAGUGACAGGCUAAUCAUCAGUUUACCCAGAGUGAAGUGGACAGAAACAGCACUGACUAUGGCAUCUCAGCUACAAGAAGAAUGUAUUGCAUUUAUUAUAGAAAACUUCCCGAAGAUCGUUCAAAGUGAAAAUUUUGCUCUUUUUUUACAGUCACAAGCAAUGAGCAGCACAGCUGAACUGUUGGACAAAAUUUUAAAAGCAAUUGAAGAAAAGAUUACCACUGAGAAUAGCUGCUCUCUUCUUAUGGCUCUGGACAUGUUACUGAACUCUGACAGUACAAAAGAAAUGGGUUUUACGUGCAAGAUCCAGGCUCUGCGUGAUAAGCUGUGGAUCUUCCUGGUUCAGUCUUUCUAUGCUGUUCGUCACACAGAAAGCUGGAAGCUGAUGAGUACAGAUCAUCAACAGAAAAUCCAAGCAGCUGCAUUUGACAAAGGUGAUAGUCGAAGACUUGGUAAAAAGCCUAUAUUCAGUAGCUCUCAGCAAAGGAGACAAGUUUCUGACUCUGGUGUUAUAAAAAACAAAUCUUUGAGAGAAAAUAACAAGGAAAAGUGUUGGAGUUGUCCCUCUACUAAUCAAAAGAUGAAAUCCGAUGGAUUAGGAGCAUCUGGACAUUCAUCAAGUACUAAUAGAAAUACUAUAAAUAAAACUUUGAAGCAUGAUGACUUAAAAGAGAAGGAUGAUACAAAAACAGCAUCUAAAAUUACAAAAGAAUUAAAAUCUGGGGGAAAAAAUGUUUCUGGAAAGCCCAAAGCAAUAAUAAAACCCAAAACAGAAAACAAUGAUAAUGCAAAGUCAGCAAACAUGUCAUCUAGACAAGUUGUGGAAAGAUCGGCAACAGCAGCAGCACAUGGACACAAAAACACAUUAAAUGGGAAGGGAGUGAGAAAUCAAGAAGGACAAGUUACAGGUGCCAGACCCAAGGUACUCACUGGAAACUUAAAUGUGCAAGCCAGAGCAAAGCCUUUGAAGACAGGAAAAUAUUCUCCAUACCUUGGCAUUGCAGAAUGCUCCAGCAGGUCUACAAAUUCAAGUAUGGAAUUACUGGUUUCCACCGAAAGUCUGGAUGAGCCAAAAGAAAAUGGAUCAACAGAAGAGAAGCCAUCUGGUCAUAAACUGUCCUUUUGUGAAUCUCCAGAACAGACAGUGAAAAACAGUGUAGAAAGUAUCAAAAUUUCUACUGUAGCCGUAAAAUCUCAACCUGUUUCAAAAGUUACCAAUGGAACUUCCAAUAAAAAAAGCACUCAUGAACAAGAAACUAACAUAAAUAAUAGUAUGCUAAAGAAGGUCGCUAGCAAAGGACAUAGUGAUCCAGUACAACAGGCAAUUUUAAAGAAAAGAGGACAUGACAAUGUAUGCACUACAGCUCAGCAGAGGACAAAGAAUGCCCCAUCUAAUCUUGCUAAAACUCAAGGAUGCCAAGGAGAGUCACCAAAUUCAGUAAAAUCUUCAAGGCAGUCUGAUGGAAAUGUGACGAAGUUGAACCACAGUACAACAGAAAAACAAACACCUAAGAGAAAAAUUGUCAAGCAAGGGCACACAACUUUGCCUAAAGUUAAUGGAAAAAUGGUGGCAAUACCUAAACACCUAAAUCAAUCUAAGAAAGGUGAAACUUUAAAUAAUAAAGAUUCAAAACAGAAAAUGGUUCUUGGACAGGUCAUAUUGAAGACUCAGUCUUCUCAAAGACCUUUAAAAAGUGAAACAUCUGUUGUCCAAAAAAGUAACAAGAAUGGCAGUGUUACUGAACAGAAGCCUGAUGAACCUCUAAUUAACCUCACUGCGAAAAUCAUUGGUACAGAAGCAUUCCAGUCAUUAUGCACACCUGGUCUACAAAAGCCAUUAAACAAUCAAGAAAAAGAGAAAUUGGUAUUAGAAUGCCAAAAUAUUUCAAAUCUGGAUAAAUCAGUAAAACAUGAAUUGGAAUCAAGACAUAUUUGUUCAGGAAAAAGUGAAACAAAAUUGUCCAGUCACAGAGAAAUUGAUCGCUGCAACCCAGCUCAACUACACUGUCAUACUGACGGAAGUGAAAAUGUAGAUCCAGAAUUUUAUAGCACCACUGCCAUAAAAUCCAUGAUUUUAAAUCCAAAUGAAAACCUCUUGAACUCUAAUCCAGUUUGUGAUUUGGACUCAGCAAAUGCAGAGCAAAUCCAUUCAGCAUUAGAUAAGGAGAUGCACGUAGAGAGAGAAAACAUGAACAAAAAAUCAAGCACUGAAUGUGUGAAAGAUGUACCUUGUGUUCCUGAAAGGACAGUGCAUAACUUACAUACUAUUCAAGUUGAUGGAAAACCUAAAUUUCGUGUAGAGCAGACAAUUCCUAGUCAGUUAUCUGAUAACUCUGCUACGAAUGAAGACAAAUAUGCUACAGCAGACUCAGAUAGUUCCUCCAAGUGUUUUUUAGAACAAAUAUCACGAAAAAAUUCUCCUAAAGAUAUGGAAGCAACAGAAAUUCAAGAGAAAAAUACAGAAGCCCCAUUCAUGAGUGACUGGAAUUUGAGUACCAGUGUUCUGCAUCAGAGAGACAGUCCUGAAUCUGACACUGGCAGUGCUACCACAUCCUCUGAUGACAUAAAGCCCAGGUCUGAAGACUAUGAUGCUGGAGGGUCUCAGGAUGAUGAUGGGUCAAAUGACAGGGGUAUUUCUAAAUGUGGCACUAUGCUAUGCCAUGAUUUUCUUGGAAGAAGUAGCAGUGAUACCAGUACUCCUGAAGAAUUAAAAAUAUAUGAUAGUAACUUAAGAAUUGAAGUGAAAAUGAAAAAGCAAAGUAGUAAUGAUCCUUUCCAAGUUAAUUCGACAAGUGAUGAUGAGAUUCCUAGAAAAAGGCCAGAAAUUUGGUCUCGAUCUACAAUAGUCCACCCUAGGGAAAAAGAAAAUAUUCUACGAGGCAGUGUCCAGUUUGCUCAGGAAGUAGAUCAAGUUUCUUCCUCGGCAGAUGAAACAGAAGAUGAAAGAUCUGAAGCUGAAAAUGUUGCAGAAAAUUUCUCUAUGUUGAAUUCAGCUCCUCAGCAUUUUCAGGGGAUAAUUAACUUAGCUUUUGAAGAUGCAGCUGAAAAUGAAAGUCAUGAGUUUUCUGCAAGUAAAAAAUUUAAAAGGUCAGUUUUACUUUCAGUAGAUGAAUGUGAAGAACUGGGAUCUGAUGAAGGGGAAGUCCAUACUCCCUUUCUACCUUCUAUAGAUUCUCUUUCACCUUCUGAUGUUUUUGAUGGCUUUUCUCAUGAACAUCCUAGAAGGCCCUGCUAUUCCAGAAACUUACAGGGAAAUGAAGGUAGUAUUUUAGGAUGUAAACAAGAUAAAGGCAACAAUGUAUGUAAAAAGGAAAGCUUUCUCUUGGGUCUUAGUAGCAUUGGCCCUUCAAGAAAAGAUAAACAGAGUGCAGAAUGUACAAAAAAAUACACUAUUGAUGUCCUGCCCAAAGAAGGCAGGCAGCUUCUUAUGGACAAUAAAAAAGUAAACAAUGGAAGCAAUGUAGAUAAUGACUUUCAGCAACACAGCAGACUCUCAGAUGGUGACAUAAAAUCUCAAGAAAGACCAUGUCAUUUGGACCUUCAUCAAAGAGAACCCAAUUCUGACAUACCAAAGAACAGUUCUACAAAAUCUCUGGACUCCUGUCGGAGUCAGCUUCUGCCUCAGGGAGGUCAAGUGAAAGAGAGCCAUUCUACACCUACUGAAAAAGCUAAUAUUGCUUUAUCUGCAGGAGACAUAGAUGAUUGUGAUACACUGGCACAAACCUACAUGUAUGACCAUCGGCCUUCAAAAACCCUCUCUCCAAUAUAUGAGAUGGAUGUAAUAGAAGCAUUUGAGCAGAAAAUGGAAUCAGAAACGCAUGUCACAGACAUGGAUUUGGAAGAUGAUCAACACUUUGCAAAACAAGAUUGGACAUUAUUAAAGCAACUGCUCUCUGAACAGGAUUCAAACUUAAAUAUUACAAAUUCUGUUCCUGAAGACUUAAAUUUAGCACAGUAUCUAAUCAGUCAGACACUACUUUUAGCACGAGACAGCUCAAAACCUCAGGGUAAAGCACAUGUUGACACUUUGAACAGAUGGAGCGAACUAACCUCUCCACUUGAUUCCUCCGCAAGCAUCACCAUGGCUAGUUUUUCCUCUGAAGAUUGUUCACCCCAAGGGGAAUGGACAAUUCUGGAACUGGAAACUCAGCAUUAAGAGUACUAACACUUCGGAAAAUGUUGAACUAUACCACCCUUUCUUUUUGGAUAUUUAUGUUAUAUCCAAAUGAUAAUUACAUCAGCUAGAGAUGCACUGCCCUUAAUAUUGAGGGAGUCUUUACAAUUUAUUAAAGUAAACAUUGUUUGUUUAUUAAUAUGAUAUCACAUGUAGAAAAUAAGUUUUUCUAAAAUUUUUGAGCAUGUUUUAUUAUUGGAAAAAUUAGAAGACUAUAAGGAAGCCCUUCCUUCAGUUUUCCUUUCCUAACUGAUCAUUUGUUCACUUAUCAUUCAAGAAUUUAAAAUGGGAAUGCACAAGUAGAUCUGUUCCUUUACUUUCUGCUCUGCAUAUGGUAACAUAGUAAUUUAACAAUAAAAAAUAUAUUGUGCUUGUGUCAGUUUAUGUAGAGUUAACCAGUGAGUAACAUUCAGACUUGGCUUGGUGAGUUGGUGUGGUUGAGGCUGGUGGCUGAAUAUAAAAAAAGGCCUUGAGGACAUUACACUAAGUGAAAUAAGUCGGACAGAGAAAGUCAAAUACCGUAUGAUCUCACUUAUAUAUGGAAUCUAAAGAACAAAAUAAAUGAACAAACAAAACAGACUCAUAGAUAAGAGAACAGACUAAU
Molecule: messenger RNA, 7675 nt
Organism: Artibeus jamaicensis (Jamaican fruit-eating bat)
Lineage: Eukaryota; Metazoa; Chordata; Mammalia; Chiroptera; Phyllostomidae
Gene: BTBD8
Product: BTB domain containing 8
Exons: 18
Coding region: 1828-7053 (1741 amino acids)
Cellular component (GO): neuron projection terminus; synaptic vesicle
Molecular function (GO): protein binding
Source: RefSeq, a predicted model, not a curated record